UAUGAUACUGAAAUUGUUUCCCAAUUUCGGCAGGCCGGCGCUGUCCCGACGUGGAAACGCUGGAUAGUGUAAAAGCCCUGGAAGAGUCUGUAUUUCUUGCUACCCGCACCCGACGGGCUACAUUACCAUCCCUGAUUUUCUCUCCUUUGCUGAUCCUAAUCCCUUUUUCCGCCUGUUAAACCCACCCUGCAAGAAUCCCGUGCUGUCCUUCCCGCUGAAUCUUCGUAGCGAUGAAACUGCGAAUCGUCCACCAAAGUCAGGAUUAUUGCGGCGGUGAGGAACGGCCGGUGAAGAAGGAGGAGGAGGUGGAGGUUCAGCCGACGCCGGAGCCGCCGAGUCGUGAUUUGCCUGAAAACGAACCCGUAGAGGAGAAUUCCGCGCCCCUGGAGGCUGCGCCUGUUUCUUAUUUUGACCCAAUGCUUGUUUCCGGCAAGCGGCGGAGGAAGCCCAAGGAGAUGUUCGACGAGAUUUCGCCUGUCGUUAUAAGGAGGAAGACGAAGCCCGCUGGUACUUCCAAAUCGAAAGAUGGCAUGCCUGAUAGUAGGGGAGCAUGGACAGGCAGUAAAGUUGAUGCCGGUUUUGGUGGAUCAAGCACUUCAGAGCAAUCAAAAUCGCCUACCAUGAUUCGAGCUGAGGAAGUUUUAUCGAGCUUAGGCAAUGAGCGCCCGGCUAUCUUGAAAUUGCUAGUCAGAUCGCAUGUUGGCAGUUGUUUUUGGAUGGGUCUUCCUGUGCCUUUCUGCAAGAUGCACUUGCCUAGCAGGGAUGCUAUCGUUUUUCUUGAAAAUGAAAAUGGCGAAGAGUUUCCGAUUAAAUACAUUGCGCAUAAGACGGGACUAAGCGCCGGGUGGAGAAGGUUUGUUGCUGGAAACAAAUUGCUUGAAGGAGAUGUUCUUAUCUUCCAGCUGACCGAGCCUUGCAGAUUUAAGGUGUACAUAAUUCGGGCGAAUGAUCUCACCGAGGUUGAUGGUGCCCUUAGCCUUCUAAUCUUGGAUUCUCAAACGAAGCAAAUCGAUGCUGAGGGAGGAGGUAACAUGGACAGACAAAGCAAGAAGAAGAGAAGACCAAAAUCUCUCCCCUUAAUGGUCGUGCAGGAGAAGAAACAAUUGGAAGACGAUGAAUUAGGACAUGAAUUCCCUCUACCAGAGGAACAUUCCGGAAAUGACAGCGACGAGGUUGCAUCCGAAGUUCUGGAGGGCACAAAAUUUUCCGGAUCCUCUUCCCAAUUCAGCGAUGUCCGAAGCUACGAGGAAUUCCACAUCGUGGUUAACGGCAUCUGCAUCGACUCGGAGCUUCCCGAAGACGCUCAUCGAAAAUACUACGAAUUAUGCAGCAGCCAGAACGCAUUCCUCCAUAGCCGUCUUCUCCCGGGCCUCCACAGCAAGUUAGCCGCGAGCAUCCUCGUCGAAACCAUCAACAUCGGUGACGCAAUUAGGUGCAGCACGCUGACGACUCCAAGAAAGGAUUUUGAAGUCUGGGAGAAGUCUCUAAGGUCUUUCGAACUUCUGGGUCUAAAUGUGGGAUUUUUACGGGCUCGUCUUAGUCGGCUGCUGAGCCUCGCACACGACUCAAACAGUGCGGCGCAGGCUCGGAGAUAUUGGGAAGCCCAGAAAGAGCUCGAUCGAACCGAGCACGAGGUCCAGAAAGUCGAAGCGAAAUUGAUUGAAUUAAAAGAAAUAUCAGCGGCAUUCCGGCGGGACGUCGACAAUUUGAAGAGCAAGGCUGAAAUGUAUGAGGCUAAGUUCCAAGAAGAGGCCGAUGCACCAUGGUGAAGCUUGUCUGUCCAUCGAUCAUGGACACACACAGCAGGACAUACAAUACAACAGUAGCUUAAGUUGUCUGUUUCUUUCAGUGUUUUUUAUAUGUUUCUUGAACAUUAUAUAUAUAUAUAUGUAUGUGUGUGUGGGUGUGUGAUGUUUGUAAGGAUGCUAACCUGGAACAGAGGCCCAAACUAAUGUUUAGUGGUUUGAAAAGGUUUUAUUGAAGUGUGUUUUUAUGAA
Andrographis paniculata is the source of this 1997-nucleotide messenger RNA. RefSeq names its product B3 domain-containing protein Os01g0234100-like. Gene Ontology annotation, molecular function: DNA binding. Bases 231 to 1769 code for a protein of 512 amino acids. The transcript is spliced from 7 exons. NCBI's taxonomy places the organism in Eukaryota, Viridiplantae, Streptophyta, Magnoliopsida, Lamiales, Acanthaceae. The record is from RefSeq and is a predicted model, not a curated record.